Molecule: messenger RNA, 930 nt
Organism: Momordica charantia (bitter melon)
Lineage: Eukaryota; Viridiplantae; Streptophyta; Magnoliopsida; Cucurbitales; Cucurbitaceae
Cellular component (GO): chloroplast
Source: RefSeq, a predicted model, not a curated record
CAAUAGUGGGCAAUGGGCAUGAAUGCUUUGCGCCAAUUAUCUUGUUGCUCUGUCGCCUGUUGUCCUGUGUCCACCACGCACAGAUGGGAACUGCGCUUCUCUCAGUUCCUGCCCCUCGCCCAACUCCAUUCUUCCAUUGCUCAUAUGGUACCACUCCCAGAUGGACCUAUGGAUCCACAACUUCACUUGGGUUUUCAUCAUCUAGACGCAUCAGCUUCCUGUCUUCGUCUUCAUCUUCUUCUUCAGCUUCUGUUGUAGACGAACAAACAAAUUCUUCUCCCCCAGAUGAACUCUCUCUUCAGUCUGAAUCUGACCCAGAUGAUUCUUCCUUCAGAGGGUGUAAGGCCUGUGGAAAGGAGGAGAUUGAGAGGGGAUGCAAUGAGGAGGGAAGGAUACAAGGUGGCAUUGCAACAGUUCCAGGCUUUGGUUGGUGGCCUAUAAAGGCAUACAGGCCUUGUCCUGGAUUUGUAGCAUCUGGUGGCAGAUAUAAGAGGCGUGGACAAAGCAUGGACGAGGUUGCGUCUGGAGGAGGGAGGACAGACGCCUCAGUGGGUGCUAGAAGAAAGAACUCGUUGAGCAAGAAAAAGUCGGGUACCGGGACGAGUUAAGGGCUAAGUUAACUUUGCCAGGCUUACCACCCCCACAAGUUGAUGCAUACACAGAGAGGAAAUGAAGGAUGGAUGAUGCAGAAUUUGUUUAUAUGGAAAUACCAGAGUGAAAGGGUGUGUUCUCAUUGUUCUAAGCAUUACAUGUCAAGAACUUCUCAAAGGGAUUUUGAUUGAAAUGGCUAGAUUCUCAUUUCUUAGGCUUCUCUAAUGAUACCAACAAGACUGCAUCACAAAGCACAGAUUUUUUUUUAUUUUUUUUUUCAUUCUUUGCGGAAUAUUGUUUCUUUGGCUCUUGCAAAUGGAAAACUAAGCCUUUCUAUCU